AUGAAAGCAAUAUAUUCUGUGUUUGUUUACAUAUCGUUAGCAAUUGCAUUAUGUUCAACCAAUGUUUCCACGUUCUGUGGAAACGAUGAACAGAUCGAAGAUUUACAAAGAGCGUUAAUAACACAGGAAUUAAAUGUCAUGACACUGACAACAAUAAACGCAGUUCAAUACAUGUCCAGUCGGUUUGCUUUGUAUUUGAAAGGAAUAUUUGAAGAAAUGGAAAAUUCAUUGAAUACGAAUCAUAUAGACUACAGACAGUGUUCAGAAAUUUUGGAAAAUAUUCUAACAGCAAACAAAAUCGUCCAGUCAACUAGUUUUGGGUGGUCUCUUGUGUCAAUGUUACCGGUUGUUGGUUUGGCACUUUUACCUUCGAGGUUAGCUACUUCGGUAUCUUCUAUGUUACUUAUAAGAGAAAGAUUAGCAAGUUGGCAAAAUGCCGGUUGCCAAUAUGCUACAAAAAGAGAUUGUAAUUUCUGA
Molecule: messenger RNA, 477 nt
Organism: Macrosiphum euphorbiae (potato aphid)
Lineage: Eukaryota; Metazoa; Arthropoda; Insecta; Hemiptera; Aphididae
Source: the annotation of a GenBank genome assembly